UAAAAUUUCAAUGCGUUCAUAUAUUCAGAUAUAAGUUGUAGGCACAAUAGUUGGUGUUUAUUUUCCAAAUAUUAAACGAUUUUUGCAAAAUUAAAAAAACAAUUUCAAGAUGGGGUGUGUAUGUGAACUUGCAACUUCUGUUGUGCGCUUAGUACUCUUUGUUUUCAACUUUUUACUUGUGGUCAGUGGAAUUGCAUUCAUAACAUUAGGAGUUGUAUAUAAAAAUGAUGCAGAUAAAGUUCUGGAAGUUAGUGACAGUGAUGUUGCAGUAGCACCAAUAUUUUGUAUUGUAUUGGGCUCAAUAAUAUUUAUUAUCUCAUUCUUUGGAUGUUGGGGUGCAUUCAAUAAAAAUACUUGCAUGUUGAGAACGUAUGCAAUUUUGUGUGGUAUAAUACUUAUUUUAGGGAUUGUAGUAUGUGUUUACGCUUUUAAAGUGGUGGAUAAUGAUGAUAUAACAAAGAGUAUCAGAACAAGUUUCGACGAAAUGAUUAAAAAAUAUGAUAAUGAUAAAGAUUCGAGAAUAGUUGUCGAUAAUAUCCAAUCAUACUUCAAAUGUUGCGGUAGUACAAGUCCUGCCGAUUAUAAAAAUAACACGUUACCAAACAGUUGUUGUGGAAUUUCAAAUUCUGAUAAGGCUGAACAAUGUAAAUUGGGGCAGGAUAAUGUUUAUACGGGAGGAUGCGUCAAAUUGCUGUCAGACGCAAUUAAUACAAUAGGAACAGUGCUUGGAUGGGUUGCCAUAGUUAUUGGUUUAAUUUUGUGUACUGGAAUAUUCUUUGGUCUAUGCUUAUCAUGUAGAAAUUGAUAAAUUUUAUCCAUUGGAGAAGUUUGAAAGAUUGCGAGUCGCUGUUUUGUUGUACUUAAGACGUCCAUAUAUAAUUGUGUGAAAAUUUUCAUGACAAGGAAUAACAUACUAUUGUAAUCAUAACAUAAAAUAAUUUCGCAAGAAAUGUGAUAAAAAUCUACUUGCAAUUGUUAUUGUAUUCUAAUUUUUUUAAAUAUAAUUUUUUU
Chrysoperla carnea is the source of this 1011-nucleotide messenger RNA. Its product is annotated as CD63 antigen-like. The coding region runs from base 110 to 805 and encodes 231 amino acids. Lineage: Eukaryota; Metazoa; Arthropoda; Insecta; Neuroptera; Chrysopidae. The record is from RefSeq and is a predicted model, not a curated record. The transcript is spliced from 5 exons. Gene Ontology annotation, cellular component: membrane.